AUGGCUUCACGCUCCCGUCUUCGUCUACUCUCGGCCUUGCGCACCCCUGCGUCUACACGCCGCUUUGCGACCGAGUCGCGGUUAGACUCGGACCAUGUUCGCAUCGUGGAAGUUGGUCCUCGAGAUGGCUUGCAGAACGAGAAGAAGUCCAUAUCAAUGGAGACUAAAUUGGAGUUGAUCCGGAGACUGGCCAAGACUGGCGUCCGAACCAUCGAAGCGGGCUCGUUUGUCCCUGCGAAAUGGGUGCCACAGAUGGCCAGUACGGCUGAGAUUUGUGAACACCUCCUCACAUCACCUCCUCCUUCUGAACACACCAUCGCGUACAACUACCUUGUACCCAACAUCAAGGGGCUAGAGAGUCUGGUCAAGAUCAUGGAUGCAACUGGUGUGCCUGCCGACUCACCCGCCACAGAGUCAAAACCUGCCACGACUACAGAGAUUUCUCUCUUUGCCGCCGCCACCGAAGCUUUCUCAAAGGCAAAUACCAACUGUACCAUUGCCGAAUCUCUCGAGCGCAUCAAGCCGAUUGCUGAACUGGCCAAGACGAGGAAUAUUCGAGUUCGUGGAUAUGUCUCGGUGGCCCUGGGAUGUCCCUAUGAAGGCCCCGAUGUCGAUCCCACCAAAGUUGCGGACAUCACUGCCACUCUCCUGGAGAUGGGGGCCGACGAAGUCUCCGUGGCCGACACAACCGGUAUGGGAACGGCACCCCGAACUGUGGAACUUCUGCAAGCCCUGAAGGCUGCAGGUAUUGCCAACUCAGACUUGGCCUUGCAUUUCCAUGAUACGUACGGACAAGCCCUUCUGAACACUUUCGCGGGUUUGGAGCAUGGAGUGCGGACCUUCGAUUCUUCUUGUGCGGGACUGGGAUCAUGCCCGUUUUCCCCUAACGCCACUGGGAAUGUUUCGACAGAAGAUCUUGUUCACACCUUCAAUAGUCUUGGUCUUCAUUCCGGCGUCGAUCUAGCGGAGAUGUCGCGGGUUGGGGCCUGGAUCAGCGACAAGUUGGGACGAGCAAAUGACAGCCGAGCCGGAAAGGCAACUCUCGCCCGACUAUAA
Penicillium maclennaniae is the source of this 1056-nucleotide messenger RNA. RefSeq names its product hydroxymethylglutaryl-CoA lyase. Gene Ontology annotation, biological process: ketone body biosynthetic process; L-leucine catabolic process. Bases 1 to 1056 code for a protein of 351 amino acids. The record is from RefSeq and is a predicted model, not a curated record. The transcript has 2 exons. NCBI's taxonomy places the organism in Eukaryota, Fungi, Ascomycota, Eurotiomycetes, Eurotiales, Aspergillaceae. Gene Ontology annotation, molecular function: hydroxymethylglutaryl-CoA lyase activity.